UUGCUGGCGUCACUUGAGUUCAAACCGCCCGGCUGUCCUCUGACCUCGUUCCUGCGCCCUCCUCCGCAAACCCAAACGUCUUGCAACCUCCAGACCACCUCACCAGCCUUCCCGAUUGCCAACCUUCUGCAUUCCAACAACCCGACCUCCCCUCCCUACAACGUCCUGCGAAAUCACGAUCCUUUUCGCAACGUAACCCGCGACACACCAACAACACCAUCACAUCCUCCUUUUUCUGAGCUCGCGCUUCAAGCUCAAUCGACAACACCCGAUCUAUUUCGUAUUCAGCCACCCUCCAACACAAUGUCCGACGCUCCGUACGACCCUUAUAUCCCUGCCGGCCAGCAGGGCGCCGGGCAACAAGGUGCUGGCAACAACGCGGGAACCGCCAGACUGCAACAGCAAAUCGAUGACACCGUCGGAGUGAUGCGCGAGAACAUCAACAAGGUCUCUCAGCGUGGUGAAAGGAUCGAUGCCCUUCAAACCAAGACCGAUGACCUCGCCAUUAGUGCACAGGGCUUCCGUCGUGGUGCCAACCAGGUCCGCAAGAAGAUGUGGUGGAAGGACAUGAAGAUGCGCAUCUGCUUGAUUGUGGGCAUCAUCAUCUUGCUCGUAAUCAUCAUUGUCCCAGCAGUCGUUGCUACGCGCUAAGCUGCUUGUGAAUGAUUUGGUUAUGAUGAGUGAAACAGAAACGUUGUCAGGAAGUGCACGAAGCUGGAUUUGGCUUGCUUUUCAGC
Messenger RNA from Neurospora tetraspora, 737 nucleotides. Its product is annotated as synaptobrevin-domain-containing protein. The record is from RefSeq and is a predicted model, not a curated record. Gene Ontology annotation, cellular component: SNARE complex; plasma membrane. Gene Ontology annotation, biological process: vesicle-mediated transport; vesicle fusion. The transcript has 4 exons. Gene Ontology annotation, molecular function: syntaxin binding; SNAP receptor activity. Lineage: Eukaryota; Fungi; Ascomycota; Sordariomycetes; Sordariales; Sordariaceae. Bases 304 to 651 code for a protein of 115 amino acids.